UGUAAUCGAGAAUUUAAAUAUGCGCUGAUGAGAUUUAUGCUAGGCCUCGAUCCUACCAAUACUUAUAACGGUUCCAAUUCCGUAUUCACUGUUGGAGAGCUCACCUCACUCACCGAUGAGAAGGCAUACCCGAGCCUGGAAAUAAAUCAACCCCCAGGAGGGGCAAUCAACUAUUCCACUUCACCACCGACCGGUGCAAACUAUCAGGACUACCUAAUAGGCGUCCAGUCAGUGGUCAUAGAUCCAUUAGAUCGAUUAUGGAUACUCGAUACUGGCCGUGCCUUGACCCCUGAUGGCGUAUUAGUAUCAGCGACAUACGGCGGCCCGAAACUCGUCGGGGUUAGUCUCACAACUAACUCAGUCUUCAAGACAAUCGUUUUCCCACCGACCGUCGCUUACGGCGAUACUUAUCUGAAUGAUGUGCGAUUUGAUCUUCGUUCUAAUCUUUCUGAUUCAUCAGGCGAAGGUUUCGCGUACAUCACGGAUAGUAGUGCCGAGGGCCACAAUGCACUAAUCAUCGUCGAUCUCGGUUCAGGGGAAAGCUGGAGACAUCUAGGACUCACCAAGUCCGUUCGCGGUGAAUCGCAAUUCUUGCCGUUUAUUUGGGGACAGCCCGGGUAUUAUACCGACGCAGGAAGACCGUACACGAGUUUUCCCAUCGGAUCUGACGGCAUUGCAAUAUCCGCCGACGGUGAGACGUUGUAUUGGUGCCCGCUAUCAUCCCGGUAUAUGUACAGCGCCCCGACUGCCCUACUUCGUGCGCGAGGACAAGCCAGUGAACUCCUAGCACAACAGUCUGUAUCAAAUCAUGGGCAGAAAGGGGUGAGCGAUGGCCUUGAAACGGACAACAACGGUAUUAUUUACGUUGGGAAUAACGAGGGGAAUGCUAUCAAUUUAUUUAACCCGAGCAACGGGACUACAUUGACAUUCGUACGCGAUCCGAGGAUCAAUUGGGUAGAUACAAUGUCGGUCGCCUCUGACGGAUACCUGUAUUUUACUGUUAACCAGCUUAACUUCGGUUCAUCCACGUUCCCCGGCACUGAUAGGAGAGUAAGACCUUUCGCACUCUUCAAGGUCAAACUUCCCAACGGCGGGUCGAAGGUGUCGGUUGUGUAAACUUAACAUUGAAGCUUCCAAGCGUGGCAGUUGUAGUAUAUGAAAACGCAAUCCUCCAUACUACAGUCUAUAUUUAAUUGAAUCGUCAAAGGCCCCCAAAUCAACCUCGGAACGCGCCAGGCCAUAGUCUUAAGCUCCCCGUAACUGCCGAUGGUAGCCAUAGUCUAUGGACUGAAGUUCAAUGUUUGUAUAACCAUGGCUCCCAGUACUCUACGUUUAGUCCCAUCUCGAACGAGACGUUUUCCGAAAGAAUGUCGCCACUCCCGUUAAGCCAUGAAUAUGAACUUGUGGUAGCAGCUCAGGGGUGACAUCUCUGAACACUUCUGAAUUUGAACC
Hypoxylon trugodes is the source of this 1452-nucleotide messenger RNA. RefSeq names its product major royal jelly protein-domain-containing protein. Bases 28 to 1116 code for a protein of 362 amino acids. Lineage: Eukaryota; Fungi; Ascomycota; Sordariomycetes; Xylariales; Hypoxylaceae. The transcript has 3 exons. The record is from RefSeq and is a predicted model, not a curated record.